AUGGUACAGAGGCGGCAAAUCAGGACAAUGCCGCUCGACAGCGCAGGCCUUUGCACCACCUCCUACGAUGUUCUUGAGCUCUCAGAGUUUGUUUUGCCUGGAUGGUCUGUUGUAAAUUCUACACGGCUGUGGUUCCGGGACGGCUCUUACAUGUUCGUAUACCUGUGGGAGCGGGGCGACAGGUCGCCUCGAAUUGAGACGCAAAUUUUGGCGGUCCCUGACUUGCUUGGUACAGGUAGCAACGUUGGACAAGGCCUGUAUGCUUCCACACGUGACCCACCUGAUGUGGAGGCAAGCCUACACAUUUCAGAUUCCUGGCAAGCCAAGCCACAGCGUGAUAUCUGCUUCUCCCCCUGGCGUGGAGGUUCUCGCGAUCUACUCUGCAGCAGGCUCCGGAGUCGACUGCUGCCCUGA
Messenger RNA from Symbiodinium sp. CCMP2592, 414 nucleotides. The record is from the annotation of a GenBank genome assembly. Lineage: Eukaryota; Dinophyceae; Suessiales; Symbiodiniaceae.